AUGUUAGACGCUGAUCACGUGGAUGUUCCCGAGCUUUCCCAGGUGACUGUGUGUGUCAGGUACCGGCUGCUUCACGCCGGUGAGAACAACUCUCCAAUCCUCAGCUACUUCGCCAAGGAUUCCGACAACGAACUCCAAGUAGGUAAGAUCAAGCUGUCUCCUAUCUGUGCUCCGUCUCAGGGUACCUGUACCAGGGUGAUGUAUAGGUGGCAUCACUCUGCCAUCGCCCUCUAUCUUAUCGACAGGAAAUAUUGGCUUUCUCUACGAUGGAGAAGGAAGAAGUGUUCGAGGUGGAGAGGUCAAGAGAAGCUGUCAGUUGCUGGAGGCGGUCGUCUUGUGUUGGCCCAAGACUUAGAUACCUUAGCAGGAGGAUUUGACAUCCGUCAAAGCAUUCAUGGAGACGUAAGACACUUGUUUCUUUUCUCUCAAGCACUGCCCUUAGAUAGUCUCAGGCCUUAUAUCAAGUGUCAACAGCCAAUGACCAGCUUAAAGCCCCUUAUCUACUUUGAUAAGAAUAUGACUUUGUUUAAAGCAAUUGGCUCUGUUGAGAUUUUUGAGGCUCCACUCGGUUCCUUAUGCAAACAAAACUCAUCAUCUCUGGUAAUGUUUCUGGAGAAGCUGGAUUUUCAGUCCUCCUUUUCAAUUUGCUCCAUAAUGAAAGGAUCAAUGGCCGUUCCCAAAAGUGACGAAGAAAACACUGAAAUAUUCAACGAGUUCGUUAGAUUUAAUGACAUUUGUGUUGACGAUUAUGGAACGCUGUACUGGCUGGGAUUUAAAGGAGAUCUUCAGUCAGGCGAGUGGUUAACCUUGACUAAUAACCAAACCUUAUCCUGGAAUAAACUUUUCAAAGGCUAUGAUAAAGUUAAGCUCGGACAAAUGUGUGCCAGUGUAGGUGGUGCCUCUUUUCCCUACAAUUGGUACAGUACACCUUGUCAGAUCAUCAUGUGUCCUCUCUGUAACUUCACGUCAACGCCCACCUUUAAGGUGCGUGGCCUCUGUAAAGAUUCACUUAUUGACAAAACUCUCUUCAUCUGGGAUUACAAAAACGACAGAGUGCAGUUCCGGGGACCACACUAUACAACCAUCUACUGGGACACCGACAACUCGACCUGGAAGUUGACGAGUCGUAGCCACAAGAAACUGUUAAGCUAUAUGGUGAUGAAGACUUCAAGUGAAUAUCCUCUCGGAGUUCAUACAUGGACUCUCAUGGGCGACAAGUGUCUCAUUAAUGAGGUGGAGAUGUUGAUAACUGUUUGUAGUGAAGGUGAAUUUACAUGUAGCGAUGGCAACUGUAUAAAAAAGUCGCAGCGCUGUGACCUGACAAGCGACUGUCUGGACAAAAGUGAUGAAAUAAACUGUAAUUUCUUGCAAAUUCCAAGUGGCUACUCCGUCGACAUGCCUCCUCCUAAAGAGCAAAAUGCUGCUGUUCCUGUUUACAUUUUCGUCGAAAUCACCUCCGUUAGGAGAUUAGACAUUAUGAGCUUCAAAAUAGCACUGGACGUCAUCCUUAGUUUGUUCUGGCGCGACGGGAGACUAACUAUGAGAAACUUAAGAGAAGAUUUUAAUUUGAACAAAGUACAGGAUCACAAAAAUGUGUGGAUGCCGAGACUACAGAUGGAGGACGGGUCACGGAGUCUGGCAGAUCUGUUGCUCAGGUCAGAGUUGCUGAUGGUGCAGAGGGAUGGGCGUCCGGCCAUUGAUGACGAUGUAAGACUUUUUGAAGACGACGUGUACUUGGGGUCGGAGAACACCCUGGUGUUGAGACAGGUCUUUACUGUUGACUUCACCUGUCAGUUCUUGCUGCAGCGUUACCCCUUCGAUUCCCAGAUGUGUUCUGUCGCCUUCAGUCUGGUCAACGUCGCCCCCUCCGUUGCUGUCCUCCUCAAGCACGAGGACGGGGUGUCGUUCACGGGUCUGAGGAGACUUCUGGAGUAUGAGGUGACCAACUUCAACAUGACACAGCUCCAAAAUCCGCUAAUGUCCAGCCAGAGGAUGUUCCUGGAGUUGAAGAACCUGGUUGGGUACUACAUCAGCAGUGUUUAUAUCCCCACACUCCUCCUGCUCAUCAUCUGUUACCUCACUCUUUUCUUCGACAUCAAUGACUUCAGUGACCGUGUGAUGGUCUCACUCACGUCACUGCUGGUCCUGGCCGCUCUCUUCUCUCAAACAAGUCAAGCCAUCCCCAAGACUGCAUAUCUCAAGCUCAUAGAUGUCUGGUUUGUCUUUCUUAUUGUCGUGGAAUUCACUGUAGUCCUCAUCUUAGUAAUCACAGAGAAUCUACGAUAUAGGAUAGGCAAAGUUCCUCCCAAGAAUGUAAAGGUGAUAUCAGGACACACAUCAUUUGGGCAGAAUUUCAUGACUCUGCCAGUUGCUGUAGACAGUAAGGACGUUCAUCAGUGCGCCAUCAUGAUGAACAAGGUAGCCCAGGUUACUCUGCCAGUUCUUGUCAUUCUGUUUAUUGUGGGUUAUUUCAUCGUCUGCUUUGUUUUUUUCUAA
This is a messenger RNA of Cherax quadricarinatus, 2496 nucleotides long. The record is from RefSeq and is a predicted model, not a curated record. NCBI's taxonomy places the organism in Eukaryota, Metazoa, Arthropoda, Malacostraca, Decapoda, Parastacidae.